AUGUCCGACACCAAAGAGAAACCAGUCAAGGACCAGGACCAGGAUCAAGACCAGAACCACAACCAAAACCAGGACCAGGACCAGAACCAGAAUGAGACCAAGCCAAGUCUGAACAAACAGCCCAAACCAGUGCGAGUCAAAGCACAGGCUACGGUCCAGACCCGAGUCCUGCCAGGUGUCCAACCAGGGCCUCAGCCUGUAGUCCAGGACCAGAACCAGGUCCAGGACAAGUCCCAGGAACCAGGGACUUUCUGCAGCUUCAUCUAUGACCCCAGGACUGGAGCAGUGCUGGGACGGACCAAAGACUCAUGGGGCCGGAUCCUGCUCUUCUACCUGGUUUUCUACUCGUUCCUGUCGGCCAUGUUCUGCUUCACUCUGUGGACAGUUCUCCUGACGCUGGACCCGGAUUCUCCCAAAUAUUCAGACCUGCUGCAGAACCCAGGUCUGGUGGUUCAGCCUCAGGUUGUAGAGAUCUCCUUUAAUCGCAGCGACGCCUCAGAAUACAGACCAUAUGUGGAACAGCUGCACCGAAUCCUGAGCAAGUACAACGACAGCAUCCAAGUGGCGAACGACCUGUGUUUAGCUGGAGAGUUCACAGUGGAGGACAAGGGUCCAGACCGGGUCCAGGGUCCAGACCGAGUCCAGAGGAGAGUGUGUCAGUUCAGACGCAGUGUCCUCCGCUCCUGCUCCGGUCUUACGGAUCCUAACUUCGGGUUCAAGGACGGGAGACCGUGUGUCGUCAUCCGUAUGAACCGGGUUGUGGGACUGAAGCCGACUGGAGACCCCUUCAUCAACUGCACAUCCAAGAGUCCUAUAAAGAUGCAGUACUUUCCUCCAGAUGCUCGUCUCGACCGAAUGUUCUUCCCUUACUAUGGAAAGAGAAUCCACUCGGAGUAUGUGCAGCCUCUUGUUGCUGUGAAGUUUCUUUUUUCUCGUCGUGACUUUAACGUCUCUCACUCCGUCACGUGUCGUGUUGAGGGCAGCGGGAUCCAGAACCAGAACUACAGAGACCGUAACCAGGGCCGGGUCUCCUUCCGGGUCCGAGUCACCAUGUAG
This is a messenger RNA of Knipowitschia caucasica, 1056 nucleotides long. The record is from the annotation of a GenBank genome assembly. NCBI's taxonomy places the organism in Eukaryota, Metazoa, Chordata, Actinopteri, Gobiiformes, Gobiidae.